Messenger RNA from Thlaspi arvense, 2057 nucleotides. NCBI's taxonomy places the organism in Eukaryota, Viridiplantae, Streptophyta, Magnoliopsida, Brassicales, Brassicaceae. The record is from the annotation of a GenBank genome assembly.
CAGGAUCUAAACUCAAAUUUCUUAACUUUUUUUUUGCCGUUUGUCCAACAAAUUGGACUGAACUGAAUCAGAUAAGUUGGCGAGAUGAGAUCCAACGAAUUAUAAAAUUUAUCAAAAAAAGUGGCAGUCACAAAAAAAGAAGAAGAUAUAGGCCGUGUCUUGCACAGAAUCACACAUACAGAGAGAUUCAAGGUUCGAAUCAAUCAUCAGAAUCUGUCAUUUUUUUCUUGCUUCUUUAUCUCUCAUUUCGAGGAUCUGAAGAAGAAAGAUGCAUCUGAUUAAUGCGGUGGCGGCGGCGAGAAUAUUGUCUGGAUUCGGACAAUCUAACGGCACCACCGGAGGCGAUGCGAUUCCGUUUGGAUCGCCGUGGUGGGUAAUCUACGCCUGCGUGUCUUGUUUCCUCGUUCUCUUCGCCGGAAUUAUGUCUGGUCUCACUUUGGGGCUUAUGUCUCUCGGUCUCGUCGAGCUCGAGAUUCUCCAACGCAGUGGCACUCCUAACGAGAAGAAACAAGCAGCUGCGAUCUUCCCGGUUGUUCAGAAACAGCAUCAGCUUUUAGUGACACUGCUUCUGUGCAAUGCUGUUGCAAUGGAGGGACUUCCUAUAUACUUGGAUAAGCUAUUCAAUGAAUACGUUGCCAUUAUUCUUUCCGUCACUUUCGUUCUUGCUUUCGGUGAGGUUAUUCCUCAAGCGAUAUGCACAAGGUAUGGUCUCGCCGUUGGAGCCAAUUUUGUCUGGCUUGUACGCAUUUUGAUGAUUCUCUGCUACCCUAUUGCCUUUCCUAUCGGCAAGAUCUUGGAUUUGGUAUUGGGACACAAUGACGCUUUGUUUAGACGAGCUCAGUUGAAAGCUCUUGUAUCAAUUCACAGCCAAGAGGCUGGCAAGGGAGGUGAACUUACGCAUGAUGAGACAACAAUCAUUAGUGGAGCACUUGAUUUGACAGAGAAGACUGCACAAGAAGCAAUGACACCAAUUGAAUCAACUUUCUCCUUGGAUGUAAAUUCAAAGUUGGAUUGGGAAGCUAUGGGCAAGAUUCUAGCACGUGGUCACAGCCGUGUUCCUGUCUACUCCGGGAAUCCGAAAAACGUUAUCGGACUUCUCUUGGUGAAGAGUCUACUCACAGUUCGACCUGAAACAGAAACCCUUGUAAGCGCGGUUUGUAUCCGCAGGAUCCCAAGGGUUCCUGCUGAUAUGCCUCUGUAUGAUAUACUGAACGAGUUUCAAAAAGGAAGCAGUCACAUGGCUGCAGUUGUGAAGGUUAAAGGGAAAAACAAAGCUCCUCCUUCGACUCUGCUCGAAGAAGACACUUACGAGAAGGACUCAGAUUUGACCGCUCCUCUGUUACUAAAACGAGAAGGGAACCACGACAAUGUCAUUGUACACAUCGACAAAGCGAACAGACAAUCGUUGUUUCAAGGCAACGAGGGUGUACCACACGGUUUCUCGCAUACUUCAGAGGAUAUCGAGGAUGGGGAAGUAAUAGGUAUUAUUACUUUGGAAGAUGUGUUUGAAGAGCUUUUGCAAGAAGAGAUUGUGGACGAAACUGAUGAAUAUGUUGACGUACAUAAAAGGAUUCGAGUAGCAGCAGCAGCGGCUGCUUCAUCGAUAGCGAGAGCUCCUUCAAGCAGGAGGUUAAUUGCACAAAAGGGAACUGGAGGACAAAAUAAGCAAACGCAGACGAUAAAAGGUUCUGGUCAGGAACAAGAUAAACUGCUUGGGACUAUUACGGAACCAAACCGAGGAAACAGAUGAUUGUAAAAUCGAUCUUGUGUUCUUGCUUGAGGAGCCAAAAAAAUUUCUGUUGUGGUAUAUGAAAGGAACAAAGAAUAAACUUGAAGAUCGGUUUGGUAACUUAUAAUUUAUCCAUCAUAUAUAUAUACAUACAUAGGUUCAUACUUCACGUAUAUGUCUGCAAUUGCAAAUGGUUCUUCCCAAUUUUUGAUGAUGUUCUGUACAAUUUUGUAACUUACUCAGUAACUUAAUUCUUUUUUUUGUUUGUUUCCAUAGUAGAAGAGGGGUACCUCAUAUGAAACUUCAAAAACUCCCAAUUAAAAAAGAG